Messenger RNA from Procambarus clarkii (red swamp crayfish), 1529 nucleotides. Lineage: Eukaryota; Metazoa; Arthropoda; Malacostraca; Decapoda; Cambaridae. The record is from RefSeq and is a predicted model, not a curated record.
AAUGUGCUUGCAGCUAGUGUAGGGCAGAGGCCAUACACCAGGACGCCCGUGUACCCGAGACAAUUGUCAACACCCACCGGUCAGAAUGUCGCCGGUCCCUGAACGGAGCCGCCGCGACAGCAAGACACUCACCGUCGGCUACGGCACCACCAGCGACCAACACCUGGAGCCAGUGAUCACAUUUGACGAGGUGCUGGAGAAGCUGGGGAUGGGGCGCUGGAACCUGCCUGUCAUUCUUGGCCUCAGCUUCUGGACGAUGAAUAUGUCUCCUCAUGUUCUCGGGGGAGUUUUCAUGGCCCCAAAUAUCGACGUGACCUGCCAAGUACCUGAAGGCGGGUUCCCUAAGGUCCUCCAGCAGGAAGGAACCAACCAGACCAGACUAUAUAGAUAUACUGUGCAUCACGAUUGGUUCGAGAACUGGCACUCAACAAUCCCCGAAUCGAGCAAUUUACAUAUGUGGUGGACCAGCUACAUAUUUACCUAUCCUGUCCCCCACGACCGCACCCAUCCCAUGGACGACCGUGGCAGCUUUACAGUCAGGUGCAUCCGCUUCCUACAGACCAGGAGAAUGCGGCGGACAACGUUGGGGAUGUACGGGUGUCACCUGGUGCUGGGACUGGCCUUUUACGGCAUCUCCCUCAGCGGCCAGACUCUGGGUGCAGACCUCUUCUCAUUCAUGGCGCUGGCUGGGGCCGCUGAGGUGCUCGCAAAGUUUCUCGCUGCUGUCUCUAUCGAACGCUUCGGACGCAAGAUCAUCAGCACCGUUAGUUUCUCCACAACAGGAGUUGCUAUGCUGGCCGCCGCUUUUGUUCCGGCAGAUUUGGUUUGGUUGGUGACUACCUUGUCACUGGCGGGCAAGUUGACCAUCAGCAUGUGUUACACUACCGUCUUCCUUAUGACCUCCGAGCUCUUCCCCACCGAGGUCCGAACCCGGGGCCUCGGCACCUCUACAGUCAUGGCUCAGAUUGGCUCCAUCAGCGCCGCCUACUUGGUCGACUACCUCGGUAAACUGGCAUCAUGGGCGCCGUCAGCAGUGUUUGGCGUGACGUCACUUCUAGCUGCCGGGAUAACACGCUCGUUUAGGGAGACUCGAGGAGCGGCACUCAUAGACACUGUGUCUGCACUCGAGACUCAAGUAUUCAAACCCCAUGCACUCGACGCCAGCGCACUCAAAACCCAUGCGGCCGACACCCAGGUCCAGACGGAGGAGUAAGGCCAGCAGGAGUGGUAGUGACGGGGACCUCCAGCACGCGCCGUAUCUUCAACAGGACACCAAAGAAUGACAAAGUAGUUUCGCCAAACACAAAAACGCUUUUACAUUUUGUUAACAACAUUGGCAAAAGGUUGUGUAAUAUGGUUUUGGUGGUCGUCUCAAGUUACAACAUUAUUACUAAACAAAAAGUUACAAAUACACAUAUAUGUAAUUUGUAUAAUAUAACAUAUAAUUAUAUAAUCACUUGUUGACCAGACCACACACUAGAAGGUGAAGGGACGACGACGUUUCGGUCCGUCCUGGACCAUGUUUCUAA